AUGCCUUCUGGACUCUCAAGUAUUACUAGCAGAGCAUGUUUGAGAGUUGAGAUUGUAUUUGAAGAUCGAGUAUAUGUGAUCGAUCUGAUUUGCAUUCCUAUGAAAGGGAUUGAUGUGAUAGUUGGCAUGGAUUGGCUAGCAGCUAAUAAUGCUACGCUAAACUAUGCCAGGAAGUUAGUGUCUUUGCCGGUGUCGUUGGCAGGGACUAAUUCUACUGAGCAACUUAGGCUUUUAUUAGUUAUGCGAGAUGAGAAGCUAGUUAACCAAGGGUGUGACGCCUACAUGGUAGUCUACAUGGAUAGUAAUAUAUAUGAUGGGGGUAUUGAGAAGAUUAGAGUGGCAAGUGAAUUUCUCAAGGUAUUUUCUGAGGAGAUGUUUGGAUUACCUCCAAAAAGAGAAGUUGAAUUCUCAAAGAUUUGGUACAGAACCAAUUUUUAA
Molecule: messenger RNA, 438 nt
Organism: Prosopis cineraria
Lineage: Eukaryota; Viridiplantae; Streptophyta; Magnoliopsida; Fabales; Fabaceae
Exons: 1
Coding region: 1-438 (145 amino acids)
Source: RefSeq, a predicted model, not a curated record